AUGAAAAAGGAAAGGAAAUUGGUAUGAUUUAAUCCUCCAAUAUUGUGUGGUUGGUGUAUGCUUUUUUCAAGUAAAGGCUUGAAGUAUUGAGAUCCAAACCCCAAGUUGGCCCAUCCCAUUCCUUAACCAUUCAGAUUCAGCACACCCUUCGCCGCUCCCUGCCGCAACCUUUCCAUCAUUCCCAUAAGCUUUCAUCAUUAAGCAACAACAAUUCUUUGUGGCGCCAUUAAUGCACCUUCCCUAUUCCCCAUAGCAGUCCCUCAACAAGAUAUCCUCCCUAUGAACUGGGUCGCCUGACAGUUUGUAAAAUAAUCAGGAUCUCAUUAGCUUCUUACACUGCCCAUUCUUCCAUUUUUCGUUUCACUGCUGAAAUAAUAAAUCUUCUUAGGAUUCUUGUUGUUUCUAUUUUUUUUUUCAAAAACAUUUUCAAAUCAAAUAAAUAAGUUGAUCUACGAUUCAUUGAAACAAAAGAAAAGUUCGAGCGUUUAUCUAAUCAAAUCUAAUUUAUCUAAAUAGAAUUCCUACUAAAAAAGUAUUUAACGAUUUUACUUGCCUUUUAGGCCUUAUUUUCUGUUUCUGUGGUGAUUCCAUUAUCUGAGUGCAUUGUCUUCUCGAUGCUCAUUUAAUUUGUAGCUUUGCAAUAUUUCAUUGCGACCCAAGUGGAGUUCAUUUGAUGAGUUGGGUUUCCCUUUAGUCUGACAAAUCUUUCCUUCUACCCCUCUUUCCUUCUACCCCUGAUCUGAUCUGGGUGUGGACGGUUUUUGGGGUUGGGUUUCUUCAAUUCAACUUGUUGUUGAUUGUUGGUUGCGUUUUCCCCUCUCUUUGGGAUUUGGGAUUUGGUGAAAUAUGUCAAUGGAUGCUUCAGGUGAAGAGCUUUCGGAUUUGGAGGUUGAGAAUGGAGUGAAACAUUGCGGGUUUGAGGAUGAACCUGAAACUAUUGCUAUAAUGGAUGCUGUCAAAGUUUUGUUGCAGGGUUUAGGGGAAGAUAUCAACAGAGAGGGUAUCAAAAAGACCCCUCUUCGUGUGGCCAAGGCUCUUAGAGAAGGAACAAGAGGCUAUGGACAGACAGCCAAUGAAAUUAUUCAAAGUGCUUUAUUUCCUGAAGAUGGACUGCAUAAGGGUGUUGGCCAGGCUGGAGGUGCAGGUGGGAUUGUGAUUGUUCGAGAUAUCGACUUCUUCUCAUAUUGUGAGUCAUGUCUGCUUCCAUUUCAAGUGAAAUGUCAUGUGGGCUAUGUUCCAUCUGGUCAACGAGUUGUAGGGCUCAGCAAGCUCUCUCGAGUGGCAGAUGUGUUUGCAAAGCGACUUCAAAAGCCUCAGCGUCUAGCUGAUCAGAUUUGUUCAGCUCUGCAACAUGGGAUCAAGCCAGGAGGUGUUGCUGUUGUUCUUCAUUGUUUGCACACUCAUUUCCCCAGCUUGGAGUCAUUCUUUCUUGACUCGAAAUCCCCGGGAUGGGUCAAAGUGCUGGUGCAAUCUGGUUCAGGAGCUUUCGAAAGCCAAGAUGCUGAUAUCUGGAUGGACUUUUUCAGUCUUUUAAAAUUUAGAGGCACAUAUCCGUCUAAAGCUGGGGCAUCAGAUUCAAAUGCUCAACAUUGGUGCCCAUCUCAAUUUUCUUCAGCUUCUAAAUUCUCUACCAAACCCGAACCGCUAAAUCUAAAAAUGACCACUGCAGUGACAUCUAUUUUGAGGUCGUUAGGUGAAGAUCCAUCAAGAAAAGAGCUUCUUGGAACACCUGGUCACUUUGUGAACUGGCUAAUGAGCUUCCAAAACUGUAAUGUGGAAAUGAAGAUGGAUAUGAACAAGCUCAAUGGCUUUGCUAAUGGUAGAACUCAUUUCGAUCACAACGAGAACAGUAACCUCUACGAGAAACAGAUUCAAUCACAGAUGAAUUUCUUGUUCUGGUCUCAAUGUGAGCACCAUUUGCUCCCCUUUUACGGCGUCGUCCAUGUAGGAUUCAUAAGAGAUGAUGGACUCACUCCCCUUGAGAAAUCACUUUUAAACUCAGUAAUACAUUUUUAUGGUUUCAAGCUUCAAGUUCAGGAAAGAAUGACCAGGCAGAUAGCAGAGAUGGUUUCAUCAUUAUUAGGAACAGACGUGAUAGUUGUUGUGGAGGGAAGUCAUACUUGUAUGAUCUCAAGAGGAAUUGAGAAGUUCGGUAGCACAACAGCUACAAUUGCUGCGCUUGGUCGGUUUUCAUCUGAUGCAGCUGCAAGGUCCAUGUUCUUGCAGAGCAUUCCACAAACUACCAUUGGAGAACUGUAAGGUCAAGCUUAUGGUUAUCCUUUUGCGUUUCUCGGGAGGUUUGUACUCAGUCCCAUUGCACUGAUAUUGUCUGCUUCCUCUCUAGAAGCCUUUUCACAAUAAACUCGUGGGUCAUGUCAAAGCGUUAGAAUGUCAAAUAUAAGUUUUGCUCAAUUUGAUUAGUGGCUACAUACACAACUGGCUGGCAGGGUAUAUUUUGUGGGUCAUUGUCCCAUUCAUAGUCUAUUUAGUUGUUUUAGACCAAAGGGAUCCGAAAGAGAUACCCUUUUAUACUUUAUUUUUGUUGGUUAGGAGCCGAGGAGUUAUAGCUUUACAACAAUUUCCAUGGCCAAUUUUGGUGCAAUUCCAUUACUAGGAUGUAUAUCAAUGAAACCUAUAUGUAUUUGAGUCCACAAUAUAUUUCUAUCAAUUAUUCACUAUUUGGGUCAAA
Cucumis sativus (cucumber) is the source of this 2689-nucleotide messenger RNA. RefSeq names its product GTP cyclohydrolase 1. The transcript is spliced from 2 exons. The record is from RefSeq and is a predicted model, not a curated record. Gene Ontology annotation, cellular component: cytoplasm. NCBI's taxonomy places the organism in Eukaryota, Viridiplantae, Streptophyta, Magnoliopsida, Cucurbitales, Cucurbitaceae. The coding region runs from base 847 to 2259 and encodes 470 amino acids. Gene Ontology annotation, molecular function: GTP binding; zinc ion binding; GTP cyclohydrolase I activity. Gene Ontology annotation, biological process: tetrahydrofolate biosynthetic process; tetrahydrobiopterin biosynthetic process.